ACCUUUGUUUGGGGUCUUGGGGAAAGGCCAGGCUGGGUCGGGGCACGUGUGUUUUGCGUGCCGAGGGAAGAGGCUGGCGAGGAGGCCUCUCCUGCUGCAAAGAUGGGCAAGAAGAGCAAGAAGGAGAAGAAGGUGAAGGGGGCUGAGAAAACAGCCUCCAAGAUGGAAAAGAAAGUCUCCAAGAGGGCCAAGAAGGAGCAGGAGGAUCUUGAAGCUCUGAUAGCGGAAUUCCAGACGCUGGAUGCUAAGAAGACUCAAGUGGUUGAGACAAGCUGCCCCCCGCCCUCCCCAAGGCUCAACGCAUCUCUGUCUCCACAUCCUGAGAAAGAUGAGCUAAUCCUCUUUGGAGGUGAAUAUUUCAAUGGCAAAAAAACGUUCCUGUACAACGAGCUGUUUGUUUACAACAUUCGGAAGAACAGCUGGGCUAAACUUGACAUCCCCAACCCCCCUCCGCGCCGCUGUGCCCAUCAGGCUGUGGUGGUAGCUCAGGGUGGCGGACAGCUUUGGGUGUUUGGCGGGGAGUUUGCUUCACCAGACGGGGAGCAGUUUUACCACUACAAAGAUCUCUGGGUCUUGCAUUUGGCCAGCAAGACCUGGGAGCAAAUAAAGGCUUCUGGGGGCCCUUCGGGUCGGAGCGGACACCGCAUGGUGGUGUGCAAGAGGCAGCUGAUACUCUUCGGAGGGUUCCAUGAAAGUGCAAGAGAUUACAUCUACUACAAUGAUGUUUAUGCCUUUAACCUGGACGCAUUUGCCUGGACCAAGCUGACUCCCUCUGGGAUUGCCCCCGCUCCAAGGUCUGGUUGCCAUCUAGCUACCACUCCUGAAGGCAACAUCCUUGUCUAUGGAGGUUACUCCAAGCAGCGAAUUAAAAAAGACGUUGACAAGGGCACUCUUCAUACAGAUUUGUUCCUGUUGAAGGCGGAAAGCUCAGACAAGUGGACAUGGGCUCGGAUUAGUUCUUCAGGGGUGAAGCCGACCCCCAGGUCUGGCUUCUCGGUGGCUGUGGGCCCCAGCAACCGGUCCCUUCUUUUUGGUGGGGUCCACGAUGAGGAAGAGGAGGAGGACCUCGAAGGAGACUUCUUUAACGAUAUUUAUUUCUACGACUUGGCGAAGAACCGGUGGUUUCCUGGACAGCUAAAGGGCCCAAAGACUGAGAAGAAGAAGCGGCGUCGAGGGCCUGUGGCAAAGACUAGCUGUGAAGGUGGUGAGAGCGAGGAGCAGCUCCCUCCGGGCCCCGUGGAGAUCGUCAAGGAGGUGGUGGCGGAGGAUGGGACCAUCAUGACUAUCAAGCAGGUGAUUUCGGCCCCCGAGCUGGAGCUGCAGGAUCCUGAGUCGGAGGAUGAAGAGGAUGGCACGGGUGAUGAGGCCUCCAGCCAGCAGGUGGAGCCAUGCCCACGCUCAAACGCCAUGCUGGCAGUCAAGCACGGGGUGCUCUAUGUUUACGGAGGGAUGUUUGAGGUGGGCGACCGCCAGUUCACUCUGAACGACCUUUAUGCUAUUGACCUCCACAAGAUGGAAGAAUGGAAGGUCCUCGUGGAGAUGGACCCAAAAACUCAGGAAUGGCUUGAAGAUUCGGAGUCUGAUGACGAGGGAGAUGUGGAAGGUGCGGAGGGAGGAGAGGAGGAGGACGAGGAGGAAGAUGAAGAAGAGGACUCUGACGAUGCUGAGGGCGAGGAUGAAGCAGAGGAAGAUCACCCCGCUGUGCAGCCUGAUGAAAACUACACGGACUAUCUCUCCAGGACAGAGCAAUACUGGGUGAAACUGGCCCGCCAGAAGAUGGGCCCUGACGCCAAAGAGAAGAAGAUGGUGAAAGUGGGGCAUGCAAUGGCAAAGGCCUUCCACGAAGGGUCUGCCUAGGCGAGGUCUUGCCUGCCCCUCAAUGAGCGUUUGGACCAACUGUUGUGUAAACAUGCAAUUCUCCAUUUCCAGGGGAAACUACCACUUGGCUUUCUGCAUGUUUAGGAAUUGGCUGUAAGGGAGCAGUUUGCAGCCCCAAGGAUUAGAAGGCCACCUCUAGCCCUGCAAGCGCUUCUCUCCCUCUCCCUCAUCUGCUCCUGCUGAUUUUGUGUCAGGUUGCUGGUGCUUCGGGGCUGGAGGAUGUUCCCUUGUGAUAUUGUGAACGUAACCCUGGUUGGCACAGGAAUGCCUUCCAAGGAGGGGAGGCAGGAAGAGGAGAGGAAAUGGGAGAGGCUUGGAUGGGAGUUGGUGGAUUAGAGGGAUCAGGUGCUUAAAAGCUUGGCUAUUCUUGUUGGAAGCUUUGAGUUUCAUACUUAAAUGUUUGAGAGUUUCAGGAGGCUCCUGUUUUUCGCUCCCAUCAUCAGACCAGGAACUGGGACUUAACCAUUUCAGCAGAUUUUAUAAAUAAAGGUUCUUUUGUCUGUUA
Messenger RNA from Lacerta agilis (Sand lizard), 2383 nucleotides. RefSeq names its product kelch domain containing 4 (gene KLHDC4). Gene Ontology annotation, molecular function: protein binding. The record is from RefSeq and is a predicted model, not a curated record. The transcript is spliced from 12 exons. The coding region runs from base 103 to 1857 and encodes 584 amino acids. NCBI's taxonomy places the organism in Eukaryota, Metazoa, Chordata, Lepidosauria, Squamata, Lacertidae.